Molecule: messenger RNA, 474 nt
Organism: Rhizophagus irregularis DAOM 181602=DAOM 197198
Lineage: Eukaryota; Fungi; Glomeromycota; Glomeromycetes; Glomerales; Glomeraceae
Source: RefSeq, a predicted model, not a curated record
AUGAAUAAAACAUACUUCAUUAUUUUACUUGUAUUUUUUUUCAUUAUAUAUAUUAAAAAAAUUCAUGGUUGUGAUCCUGAUGGCAGCCCGUGUCAUAAUCGUUCAGUUUAUACAUGUGGUGCUCAGGUUAUAAGGGCCAAUUUGUUACCAAAUUCUGUACUUGAUAUGACAGUUCAAUCUCCUGAUCUGCAUAACAAUUUGGGAGUAUCAGCAAUAGGCCACUUUACUAUGCACAUUGAUAAUGGCGGUGGGUAUAGAUUUCUUCAUAAACCUGAAUGGGUUAAUAAUUGUUAUUGUGAUCGUUGCGAAAAUAUACCUGUGAAUUACACAUUCGAAAAGGAAUUUGAUUUACCAACACCUCCAAGAGGAACUUGGUUCGAUAUUUGGAUUACAAUAUAUUGGUCAUGUUUAGACACCGGAAUUACUCUUUCUUGUGCUUUUGAAAAUGUACACUAUCGAGGUUAUGUCAAGUAG